Linum trigynum is the source of this 3084-nucleotide messenger RNA. The record is from the annotation of a GenBank genome assembly. NCBI's taxonomy places the organism in Eukaryota, Viridiplantae, Streptophyta, Magnoliopsida, Malpighiales, Linaceae.
GAAAACAAAUAUCAAAAUAGGUAAAAACAACUUUUUGUGCCAACGGUGAUGACGAAAUUUGAUGGAUUUGAAUCGGAUUUGUUGAUUAGUUGUCGGUCGAGCGGAGGAGUGGCUGAAAACUGAUCUUUCCAGAAACUCUGCUCGGUUGCAAUUUUGGAUUGGCAACGGCAGAAUGAGGCCCAAGUAAGGGAAAUGACAAAACGCAUUGCAUGCUGCCAUGUUGGCCCAUCUGAGGCCCAAGUCAGGGAAUCCCUUAUCUGUUACGAUCUCCAAUGGAAGCAAACAUGAAUUUAAAAGAUUUCUGAAACGCUGUACUUCAUUAAUGACGGGACGAAAAGACGAAAUUAGCCUUCCGUGAAUGUCUCUAGAGCCAGUAAUUUUGAAAUGCUGCAGUUUGGAGUCAUGAAACUUUUCGAUCAGACUUCAAUAUUACAAUAUUCUCUCAUCGAGUGUUUCUUUGUAGUAUACACAUAAACUUUUCGAUCUCAGAUUCCCAGAUUCACUAGGAGUAUCAGAGAUUGGCUCUUCACUAUAAAAAAGAAAGUGUUUGUCUUUCGACUGGGAGAUAAGAGCAUUAAAUAAAUUCGUAUUAUAUUCAUAUUCCAGCUGCUAUAAAAGACCAUUAAAUAAAUCAAUAUUUUCUCAUUAGGUGUUCCUCUCUUGAGUAUAUAAGAAAACUUUUCCAUCUCAGAUUCCCAGAUUCACUAGGAGUAUCAAAUGGUUGGCUCUUCACUAUAAAAAAGAAAGCGAUUGUCCUUCGACUUGAAGACAUGAGCAUUAAAUAAACUAGUAUUCUAUUCAUUUUUUGACGGUUAUAAAACCAUUAAAUAAACCAUUUUUUUUCUCAUUAAGUGUUCAUGUGUUACCAGUAUAUAAGGAAACUUUUCCAUCUCAGAUUUCCAUAUUCAUUAGGAGUAUCAGAAAAUAUAGUAUACAAGGAAACUUUUCGAUCUCGAAUUCUCCUAUUUACUAGGAGUAUCAUAUGAUUGGCUUUCACUAUAAAAAAGAAAGCAUUUGUCCUUCGACUUGGAGACUAGAGCAUUAAAUAAACCAGUAUUCUAUUCAUUUUCCCGUGACUACAAAAGACAAUUAAAUAAACCAAUAUUUUCUCAUUAAGUGUUCCUAUCUCUACAGUAUAUAAGGAAACUUUUCCAUCUCAGAUUCCUAUAUUCACUAGGACUGAUUUCUUACGUAACUGUUAAAUUGAAAGUAUUACAUAAGGCUUUCGUAAUGACAUUUAGCACUUUACGUAACGCGAAGUUAAUACUCAUUGUGUAAAAAGAUAUUCUAUUACGUAAAUAUUACUAAUCAUAGUUAAUUCUUAUGUAACAAUUAAAUCCACAAUGUUAUAUUACAUAAAACUUCCCUAAUGACUUUACACUUCGUGUAAUUCUAUGUUAAUAUUCUAUAUGCAAAAUAACCCUACAUUACGGAAAGCUUUCUAAUAACCUUGACAACUGUUAUAUAAUUUUACAAUAUGUUAAAAAUUAUAAAAAAAAUAUCUAUUAUAUUUUAAGUUAUUUUACGUAACGCAACAUAUGGACAUGUAAAAAUCCUUUCUGUCUCCACCGGAGACGAGGAAACUUUUCCUUACAGGCUUAAACCCCAGGAAUUUGCUUUUUGCCUGUUUCAUUUUCCGGCGGCUAUAUAAAACAUGACGGCAAGCAAGGCAGGGCAUUCAUUUUCCGGCUACUCUGAGAAUCCAUUCGGUAGUUGGCAUUGCAAUUUUCUCAAGCAAGCAUGGGAGGGAAACCCAGGAAGCUUCCAAUGGAGAAGCGUGAGAAUUCGGUGCAGAGAUCAACUACAUGCUCGAAAAGGCGGAAAGGACUGCUCAAAAAGGUCGCCGAGCUCAGCUUGCUCUGCGAUGCUAAGGUAGCCGUUUUCGCCUCUUAUCCUAGCAAAACGGAGAAAUUUAAAUCCGUGGGCUACCCUUCCGUCGAUUCCGUCCUCGAUCUCGCAAUCCAUGGUGGCGGCGAGCGAUGCAGUAAUGCUUGGGAAGGAGAGAAGGAGAAGAGGGUUAAAGGGUUGUCAUUGUUGAUGGAUAUUCAGGCUGAUGAAACCCCUGUGAUGAAAUCGGAGAAAGGGGAUGAUACAGCAUUAUGUUGGGACGAAUUCAGUAGAGAGCUAGACGAGAUGGCGAACAGGGGUGACGAUUUGAAGACAAUGCUGGAUGUAUUGCGGAAGGCCAAGGAGAAAGCGGAAUCCAAGUUGAGGGAUUUAGUCGAGCCGAAACUGGAGCGGACUACUGGCAUAGGGGAGUCUAGUUCAUGGAAUCAGAAACAGAGACCCGCUGAAAUCAACAAUUCGACGAAUUUGGAGAGUAAUGAUUUGUGGGUUUGGUCUCACCAACAUGAAACUGAACCUGCAGAAUUGUAUUCCGGUUUUGCUACUGGGAAUGGGAUGUCUGACAAUGCACCGUUCGUCAACAACGCUGGGGAAUUUACAUACCAGAAUCCAGAGCUUCAUCAAGUUGAAAUGUUGAGGAGCAACCAAGAUGAGAUGAAUCUUCAAGCUCAAGGGUUUGGUCUUUCCAAUGCUGGGGAAUUUACGUAUCAGAAUCAAGAGGUUCAUCAAGUUACAAUGUCGAUGAGCAACCAAGAUGAGAUGAAUCGUCAAGCGUACCAGAGUCGAGAGCUUAAUCAAGUCGCAAUGUCGAGGAGCAACCGAGAUGGAAUGGAUCUUCAAGCUCGAGCAUUCGGUCUUCCCAAUUCAGCAACGGUACAAGGGUAUGACGAUUUUAAUGUCGAUGAUCUGUUCUCUCAUGACCUGACUUUAGAUCCUACUGCAUUGUGGGAACUCUUAGACUAGAUGUUUCAGUGUCAUUCAUGUAACUAAUUAAUCGAAAGUUCAAGAGUGUUAUGACCAAUAUAACAUUGAUAUAUUCUGUGUUUAAUAUGAUGCAUGUUUACAGUGUAGUAUAGAGUUCAACAAAUUAACAAAUGAAAAGCAACCAUAAACCCAGAACAAACUACCAAAUUAUCUUCCCCUACAACUGGAAACUUCUAAAAGACGACUUUUCUUUUGUAGUAGAUGCUUGAUUUUGUUCUUCUUUCCAGCAAUUAGUAGUAAAUGUAAGCUAAAAAC